AUGAACUCAAAUAAUAAUAACACACUACGAUAUUUUUACUCAGUAAAUGAGGCUAUUACUCGGCUUGAUGAAUUGUACCCAAUGGAACAACAUAACGAAUCUGCCGACAUUUGGUCCGAUUUCGUUGACGGAUCCUAUCUUCCUAUAUUAAAUGAAAAAAACGUCUUGCUUGAUUCAGAUCGCAGCUUUGAUUCUGAUAUUCCAAAAAUCGAGAUCGA
This is a messenger RNA of Ambispora gerdemannii, 218 nucleotides long. The record is from the annotation of a GenBank genome assembly. Lineage: Eukaryota; Fungi; Glomeromycota; Glomeromycetes; Archaeosporales; Ambisporaceae.